AUGCACUUCUCCAACGCCGCAGCGCUUACCUCUGCGCUCUUUUCUACCAUUGCCUUCGCCGCCCCCUCCUCCGAGUUUGGCUGGAAGCCAUUGACAGCCACUGUCCAACUCGCCAAUGAUCAAUCUGGCAACUACGCGAACGUUGUCAUCCCCGUCGACGGUGUGAAGCGACCAGUUCAGGAACUCUGGGGAAACACCGCUGUCGCACACAAUGGCCUUGUUUUCGCCUCGACCGCUCAGCUCACAGCCUUCCAACAGACCACAGUCUGCACCAUCACGGAAGAGAGACCUUACCUGGAUGCAAGCCUGGGCGCCGAGAGAACUUCGGUGUCCCUGGGCCAACCCGUUGUCGAUCUCUGCUCCGCUUAUAUUGUUUGUGAAUGCGAGGGCAUGGGAGAGUUCUUCUGA
Molecule: messenger RNA, 408 nt
Organism: Penicillium daleae
Lineage: Eukaryota; Fungi; Ascomycota; Eurotiomycetes; Eurotiales; Aspergillaceae
Exons: 1
Coding region: 1-408 (135 amino acids)
Source: RefSeq, a predicted model, not a curated record